AUGUCGCACCCAGAGGACACCAUCCAUCGCUUGCAUCCUAGUGAUCCCGGACUGAUGCCCGAGAAACCCGAGAAAGCGCCAUCCCAACACUCCAACCUAUCUUCCGAAUUUGUCCCAGAUAUCCAGCGCGGCACUAUCUUGGGCAAUGAUGUCCACGCUGGACUUCAACGUAGACUCGGCAAUCGACAGAUACAGCUGGUCGCCAUUGGUGGUUCCAUUGGAACUGCCAUAUUCGUGACCAUCGGAGACGCACUCCGUAAAUCAGGCCCUGGAGGUCUAUUGUUAGCAUUCCUGAUCUACAAUGCCAUGCUCGCUAUGGUCAACAACUCCAUGGCGGAAAUGUCGACAUACAUGCCUGUGAGCGGUGGUUUCAUCUACCUGGCCGGCAAAUGGGUCGACGAUGCACUAGGUUUCAUGGUCGGCUGGAACUUCUUCCUCUAUGAAGCCAUCAUGAUCCCCUUCGAAAUCACCGCGAUUAAUUUGGUGCUGUCCUUCUGGCGUAACGAUAUCCCCCCUGCGGCUGUCUGUGUUGCUUGUAUUGUAAUAUACGCGUGA
Aspergillus oryzae RIB40 is the source of this 555-nucleotide messenger RNA. RefSeq lists its product as uncharacterized. Lineage: Eukaryota; Fungi; Ascomycota; Eurotiomycetes; Eurotiales; Aspergillaceae. The record is from RefSeq and is a predicted model, not a curated record. Gene Ontology annotation, cellular component: membrane. Gene Ontology annotation, biological process: amino acid transmembrane transport. The transcript has a single exon. Gene Ontology annotation, molecular function: amino acid transmembrane transporter activity. Bases 1 to 555 code for a protein of 184 amino acids.